AUGAAUCAUCUCUUCAAUAUAUCUUUCAAGAAAAAAUUACAAAUCUUCUUAUUGCAAAUAAUGACAAACGCAUUGGAAGAGGAUUAUUGGAAAACUAUAGUAGAAAUGUAUAUGAACAGAUCUUGAAAUUCUUCAAAAGUUUAAAACAUUUGAGUAUUAUUGAAACAUUCAAUCCUUUGUAUCCACCUUUAUCAUUGUGUGAUUCACCAUCAACUAUUUUUUUCUCUUCAACUCUUACUCAUUUAUGUAUCAAAGUAAACACAUUGGAUGAUUGUCUUUAUUUACUUGAUGGUCGACUCAAACAAUUAACUACAUUUAUUACUCGAAUAUGUAACACAAGCAAGUCUUCAUCAGUAAUUCACAAUAUAGUAAGUUUUAACAAAGAAUAUCAGUCGUGAAAUAAAGUUGACUAACAAUUCUCUAUAUACUUUUAUAUUUAUAAAUAUUCUUUUUUACCAUAUAGGAUGAUUUACCUAAUUUGAAAUGUUUUUCAUUGAAAUGUUAUCAUCUAAUAAAUGAAUAUGAUGAGAAAAUUCUACCUCUUCUUCAUCGUAUGACAUAUCUGGAAACAUUAACUUUAUAUCUUCAGAUAAAAAAUCGAGAUAGAUUUAUCGAUAAUUCUCAUCUUCAAAAUGAAAUUCUUCUUUAUAUGCCACGUCUUCAUUCAUUUACUUUUUAUAUUAGUACUUAUGAUGAUACUAAUCAUUUAUUUCCUUAUGUGCUUAGUCAAGAUAUUGAACGUAUUGUUACAAAUAGUGGACACCAACAAUGUAUGGCUAAUAUCAUAAAAUAUAAUAGUAGUUGUGAAGCUGUAUGUUCUAUCUUCUCACUUCCUUUUGCUUUUGAUCGUCUUGAAGAUAUUGGUAACAUAUUUCCAGAUACUGUAUUCAAAUAUGUUACGAAAUUGUGGGUAGUAGAUAUAAUGCCAUUCAAUCAUGAAUUCUUUAUUCGAAUUUCCCGAUCUUUUCCAAUACUGGACAAACUUAAUGUUACAAGUUCUAAAUUACAGUUGUCGUGUAAUAUGAACGCAUUUUCAUCUGACGAUAGUCAAUCAUAUUCAAUUGCCAAAUAUCCUCAUCUUACUUCAAUUGACCUGAUAAAUGCAAAUAUUGACUGUGUGGAAGAAUUUCUAAAUGAAACAAAAGCGUAUGUACCAUGCCUAACUACAUUAUUAAUUAAUUAUGAUGAUUUGAGAAUUGUCACAAAAAACUUUACAAGAGAAGAAACACGAUGCAAUUGUAAGAAGAUAAAAAGACUUUAGAUUCAACAAAUUCGCACCAGUAGAAGAUUGGUAUCAUUACUUUCCUUCAUUGUAAAUAAAAUUUUGUUUUGUUUUGUUUUGUUUAAUAAAUUUGAAAACAUAAAUGUUGUAUUUCGAUGUAUGAAAUAAUUAAGAUAUAAAGAAAUGUCGACUAUUAGUGUUGUUGUACGAACAGUUAAUCUUACGAUGAUGAUGCUUACAAAGAAGAUUACAGAAGAAAUUCUCUAAAGCGUUCUAAGAAUCAAAUCAAUAGGUUUCGUUCGUAUCUUUGCAUACCUUAAAAUAAAGUUUUAAGUAAAUUAGGAGAGCUUCCUCCUCUCCUUUAGAUAAAUGAAAUAAAAGACAGUUUAAAAGAUCUUCUCUCAAAAUCGAUUUUUGUAGCUCUAUUGACCUGUGCUAGUUGGAUUGAUAAUUCGUUCUGAAAAAUAGUUUCCAGUUUUGGUACUGUAGGGAUCGCAUUGAAUGUUCAAGAUAUAUUAAAGGUAUAGUAAAGAGAUAGUAGUAAUAUCUUUUACUCAAUAUCAUGAAGUAUUUAUAAAAUAUUCGUCGCAUGAACUUUUAUAAUUGACCAAUUUCUAACUGAAUUUUCUUCGACUUCUCAUCGUAACAGAGGCAAGCACAGGACAUUAAGCAGGACAAACAUGAUAAGUCAUUUUUUUAAUAACAGAUAUCAAUAUUAUAUUUCCUAGACAGGUAGAAUCAAUAACAGAAAAAGCAGUAGAACAAUGAUUGGGUCAACAAUGUAAGUGUUUCAAAUGAAAUAGUAUUAUACACAGAAAAUAAAACACAUGCUCCUUAAAAAACCUUUCAUACUUUUACAUGUACUACACUAGUAAAAUAUUAUCUAAUUGCUCAGGAUUAAAGGGAGUUCGUCUUUGUGUAAGUAAUUUCUCUUCGAAAAAAUUCUCUUUCCACUCCUGACUAGAGCCAUCUCGGUCUAAAGUUGUCAGACUCGUGAAUAGCAGUCUUAAUACUUUCAAUGAAGUUUUUAUAACUUAAUUAGAUAGUUGCACCCCAAAUGCAAGAUACUUUUUUUGCUUAUUAUUAUUGGCAAGUAGACCAGCCUAUACAUUUCUCAUGCAAUAGUCACGAUGGUCUUACAAUAAUCAACAUAUAAUUGGAUCUUAUUCUUACCUAGAGUCCGUUGGAACUAAAAGGCUUGGACUCAGUCAACACAAAGUUCUAAUAAUCGACCCGAAUAAGAGAAUUUUCAAUACCGAAUUCAGAUCGGACUCGACCGAGUUUCGAUUGACUUGAUGAGCUCUACUUCACUACUGUUUCGACUAUUCUCUAGACUGAAACGAUAGGGUCAGAAAAUCGAAAGUCACUUGUACUUGUAGGAAACGCAGACUAAAUGGGCAUGGUAACGAUAGUGCAAAGGACUAUAAGGGGUAUGUGGUCUACAUGAUUAUCUGAUAUCAAUAUAAUUCAAAUGGACAUGGUAACGAGUAAUUAUAAGGAACAUCAAAGUACUGCAAUUUGAAUUAAUUCACUAGUUUGGUUAAAAAUAAUGAUCAUUGUUUAAGUAUUUAUUGUGAAUAGAUUAUUGUUCAAUGUGUAUCAAGGCGUAGAUGCUCUAUCAAUAACUUAGAGUUUUAAUAAUGAGUGUGAACAUAAAAUAUGAUAAACAAAAAUCAUAUCCUUUAAAUAAGGAGAUACAAUUUUUUUUUAAAGUAAAAAUAGCUUCUGAAUAAAAUAACUAUUAAAAUUCGUACUGCUGUUUUCAGCAUCGUUCUAAUUAUUAAAUUAAAAUGAUAAAGUUUCAUUUGAGAGAGAAUCGACCCAAUGUUAAUACGCGUAAUAAAUAAUCGGCGAUAUCUAAUGGAAAUGUUCUUCUUAUUUAUGAAGAAUGUUUUUCACAAAUAAGUAGUGGUAUCAAUGCAUAUACAAAGAAAUGCUCACAUGGACGCAGUUUGAACUCAAACCAAGAAUUAUAUCAAAUGAUUCAAAGGUUAUGAUUUUUGCUUAUCCUAGUUAUUUGUUCGCAUUCACUAAUAAAGCUCUAAUUUAUUGAUAAAGUACUCGCUCGUUAAUACAGCGUUGAACAAUACUCUAGUCGCAAUGAAUAGUUAAACAAUGAUUGUUAUUUUUAUCUAAUACUGGUCCAUCAAUUAAAAUCAUAGUGAUGGAGAGAUCUUUACAAUCUCAUUCGCGAUUGUUUGAACCUUAGUUAUUAGACGAUCACUGGAACUGUGUUCUAUUACUCACAGUUAAGCAUAGUAGCUUCUCGUUUACAUUCAUAAACAACUUUAUUUGCAUUUCUAUUCUGUCAGUCUAGGGCUACCUGAAUCGACUAUCGAUGAACGUUAUUUAUAAUUAAUUAGUUGACUAAAACGAUAAAAGAGAGAUAUUAGCAACGCUGCAUUACAAACGUAACAGAAAUCCUGAGGACAUUUAAUGUCAGACAUAUACGAUCUGAGCAUAAUGGGAUUCUGGACAUGGCACAUUUUACUAAGAAGUCGUUGUAGGGAUGACAAAAUUCGUACCAAUUAAUCACAAACUGCGACAAAUAUCUAGAUUAUACUUUUAUAAUGUUAACAGCUCCGUUGUGUUUCACAUUUUUAAUCCUGCAGAGAUUGCGCUAACAGCUUUUAUUUUUAUAAUGUUUUUUUUUUUUUAUUAUUAUUUUUUCAGAUCAUCAAAUAAAAUAUUUCAGAAUUCUAAAGAGAAAUAUCAAUCUUGAUCGUACCUCUUCUAAUAAAUCAGAUAAACUGUUAUCAUAACUGUUAUUGAUAUUUUCAGAUAUUCUAAAGUAAAUUAUAAAAUAAUAUCAAUAGACAUUUAUAUACAUUUCAUAAAAAUAAAAUCUACGCCAUUGAUGUAUGCACAAAAAAGGAUGCAGACAUUUUUUUUUCGUUUUGAAAUAUCGUCACUCAUGCACAUCAUAUUAUUAAUAUUUGUCAAACUAUCGACCAACCUUCUCUGAUUUAUUCUUUUCUUCGUGAGAAAUCAACAACAUGAUAACAUGUACAUAUACUUCAUGCAUGAUGCUACGACGAGAACAGAAGAAAGGAGAGAAAGAAAAAUAGCGCUACGACUUAAUAUCAUCAACUUUUACUUAGUGAACAGCUUUAUCUGUUUAUCAAGGUAUAACAACAAAAGAAAAGAAGGAAGAAAACAAUACAAAACAAAAAUAUAAAGUAUAGUAACACCACGAAUAAUAAUAGCAAGAUAUAGUGCGGUAAUGAUUAAGGAAAUAGAAGAUAGAAUAUGAACGAAAACAAGGUCAGGAGGUGAAUCGAGAAUUUUCAUCAUAAACUAUCGUAUGAAAAAUUUUGACAUAUCCUUUUGAUCAUCAGAGAUGAAAGAACAUGUAAAAUAACAGAUAGAUCCAAAAUUGACGCCUUUCUCUAAAUCAUCAUUCAAUAAUUAUCAGGAAAACAUUUUAUAUAUGCCAAUAGACAUCUUAAGAUAAUUAUUUGGUGUUUUUGUUUCUUUUCUGUUCUCAGUAUAUUAUUAUUUUUUUUCUUAUAUAUUAAGCAAAUCGAAUCGAAUAAUAUAUCAAAAGAGAGAGAAAGUUUUGCUCUACAAAACUUAAAAUUUGAAUUUUCUUCAAUAACUUUCUGAAUAUGAUUGUUGAAGAUCAAUGUUCAAGCAAACGUCAAAAACAACACGUAAUAAUUUUGAAAAUUUGACAUUAUUUUUAUGGGAAAAACAUAUUGAAAAACAUGGCGACUGGCAAUGAUUUCUUAUGAAUUCAAUAGAAUGAAAAGUACUGUACAAGAUACAUCCAAAAAAGUGAUCAAAAAAUGUGAACAUAGUACUAGAAAUACUAUUGGGACUGGAUAUUUCAAUGAGGCAACUGACUUAUUUUAUGAAAUGAAAAAUUCUUUCAAUCUAUCUUUCCUCACAGCAUAUUUUCAAGUUGAACUAACUUUAGAAUAUUCAUUGCUUGAUGUGAAUAAUAAAUUUCUAAUGUUAGAUUUUCUAAACUUCCUUCGCUUUACUAUAGUAUCUUCGAUCAUACACAUGAUAUAGAACAAAGACUUGAUGUAUUUACAUAUUGAAAGUGUAUAGUCAUAUAUAGAAAAAAAUUUUCAAUCUUGUGUGUCGUUUAUCUAUCGAAACUUUCACAAUUUUAGUACACAACAGUGUAAAUGUUGUGCUCUUGUUAGAAGCCUUUCGCAUAUCUAACUGCAUUCAAUUACCUUGAGAGAUAGAUUCAAUUUUUUUAAAGAAGAGAUUUGGGAUUAGUGAUAUUCGAAGAUUCUUUGUUCUAAAAAAGGGUUUAAACGAAAAAAAAUUCUUUCUUUCUUUCUUUCUUUUAUUACUUCUUCAAAAUUUCGCUAUUUUCAUCGAAUUUUGAUCUGACGCAUUGCUAAAAGAGUAAGUAAAGAGAAAGAAAAUAAAAAAAGGGCCCACGAGAGUCACUACCUCGAAAUGUGUUCUUCGAAAUGAAAAAAAGAACAGAUCGUCUCUAUGUCUUAAGGUAAUUAGAUGCCAUUGGAGAUGCAAAAAGCCCCAAAAUGAGUACUUCACACAUACUAAGUAUGUUCUAAUUUCGAUAAAUAAAGAGAUAUAAAGCUGAAAUUUCUUUUUUUUUUUGUAUACGUAACUGAUCAUCCGCAAUAUAUGUACAAUGUUUCAAUUCGAUAACACGUCAUAGCUUGAAGAAGCUGUUUUGAGUAGGGAGCGAUUAAAUGAAUUCUUUUUAUUUUUAAAUUUUCUUGGAUCUUUCAAGACAAAUCAUUCAUCUAUUAAUUAAAUAAAACGCGUCUAAGACGUGAUCCAAAUUGUUUGGGAUAUAUGAUUGGACUAGAUAAUGAUGCUUCAUGUUCUUUAUUUGAGUUGAAUAUGUGUUUAGUUAUUCACAGACAUAUUAUAUUAUUAUUGAUUUAGCCAAAUGUAUGAUCAAGCAAAGAUAAUUUUACAUAAUAUUCUGUUACAGAUAUGUAAUAUUCAUGUCUUCGCAUGUCUUUCAUUUGUGAGUAUCUGCUUGCUUUUGUCAGCAUUCUUUUCAUUAUCAUGAUGGUGGUAUUUAUUUUUUGAGUUUGUAUUCAUAUUAGAAUUAGUGCAGAUACGAGUCGAAUAAAGGAAUCUUUCGUAUAUAUUUACUUUCAGAUAUCGUAUUAAAUCUGAUAAGUAUUUUAGUUAUAGGAAGAACUUUCAAGAGCCAUGUAAAAUAAAAUCCAAUCGUAGUGAUGAUCAAAGUAAGAUCAACGAAAUAGUUGCGUAGUAAUAGUAUGAACAGUUUCAAAAACGAUGUAAGCUUUUUAUUCUUUGUAGUUUGAGUAAAACAACAACUCUUUGCUGCUGAUAAAAUAGAUAUAUAAACAAGAAAAAGAGAAGCUCUCUGUUGUGUAACAUUAUCUGUAAGACAUAAUUAACUGACUGAAAAUGCAUGGAUAUUAACGAAUGUUCUUUGUUUUUAAUGUUUUGAAAAUAAAUAUUGAGGAAAUAGACUUGGGUGUGGGUGUGGGUGUGGGUGUGGGUGUGGGUGUGGGUAUGG
This is a messenger RNA of Rotaria sp. Silwood1, 6710 nucleotides long. The record is from the annotation of a GenBank genome assembly. NCBI's taxonomy places the organism in Eukaryota, Metazoa, Rotifera, Eurotatoria, Philodinida, Philodinidae.